UCUCGUUUUAUAUUGUUAACGUUACCUCAAAUUUGUUUAAAAUUUGCAGUUUUUGUUUUACCCAAGCUUUACAAAAUUUUACAAUUGUAGACUACUACCAAAUUUACGCUUUUAAAAAUGGCACACACAUUGUUAUCAUCCACAACUCCAACAACCGUAUUUCCUCCCCUCAUUCUUGUUCGGCAAAAGGAAAUUUUACGAUCAUGGCCCACGAUCAGCAAAUAAGCGUUCCCUUAUUGGAAGAAUCAACAGCGAUAUUACAAUCUCAUGACGGCGACGACGAUCAAAAUUCAGAGGAUCUUGUAAGACGAGUGUGGAUUGAAUCGAAGAAGCUAUGGUAUAUCGUGGGCCCUGCAAUCUUAAGCAGAGUGAGCACCCACUCCGUCAUGGUAACCUCCCAAGCCUUCGCCGGCCACUUGGGUGACCUUGAUCUUGCCGCCAUUUCCAUCGCCCUUAACGUCAUCAUCGGUUUUGAUUUGGGACUAAUGGUACCAAACCAAACAUUCAACAUUCAGUUUUCAACUUUUCGAGUUAAUUCUUCCCCUGUUAAAACUAUACUCUGUUUUCUUUUUUUUUUGUGCCUCAAAUGAGAUGGGUAUGGCAAGCGCAUUAGAGACACUAUGUGGGCAAGCAUAUGGGGCGAAGAAGCACUACAUGCUGGGAGUUUAUUUGCAGCGCUCAUGGAUGGUUCUGUUCAUGUGCUGCGUUUUACUGUUGCCGGUGUUCAUAUUCGCAUCGCCGAUUCUGAAGGCGAUAGGGGAGGGUGAUGAGUUGGCGGAACUAGCGGGGGGUUUAGCCAGAUGGCUAAUUCCGUUGCAUUUUAGCUUUGCGUUUUAUUUUCCAUUGCAGAGAUUCCUGCAGAGUCAAGUGAAGGCGAGGGCGAUUAUGUGGGUAGCGGUGGUGGGGCUUGUAGUGCACGUGGCAGCGAGUUGGGUGUUUGUGGGUUUGUUGAAAAUGGGAGUAGUGGGGAUAGCGGUGGCAUGUGAUAUUUCUUGGUGGGUUCUGCCGAUUGGGCUGAUGGGUUAUAGCGCCGGCGGUGGCUGUCCUAACACUUGGACUGGAUUCUCACUCGAAGCCCUUUCUGGUCUUUGGGAUUUUCUUAAGCUCUCUGCUGCUUCUGGGGUUAUGCUAUGGUCUCUGCCUCUAAUCUAA
Cucumis melo (muskmelon) is the source of this 1152-nucleotide messenger RNA. RefSeq names its product protein DETOXIFICATION 27-like. Gene Ontology annotation, molecular function: antiporter activity; xenobiotic transmembrane transporter activity. NCBI's taxonomy places the organism in Eukaryota, Viridiplantae, Streptophyta, Magnoliopsida, Cucurbitales, Cucurbitaceae. The record is from RefSeq and is a predicted model, not a curated record. Gene Ontology annotation, biological process: transmembrane transport. Gene Ontology annotation, cellular component: membrane. The transcript has a single exon. The coding region runs from base 592 to 1152 and encodes 186 amino acids.